Mus musculus (house mouse) is the source of this 5290-nucleotide messenger RNA. RefSeq names its product dihydrofolate reductase (gene Dhfr). Gene Ontology annotation, biological process: negative regulation of translation; tetrahydrofolate biosynthetic process. Gene Ontology annotation, cellular component: nucleus; cytoplasm; mitochondrion. Gene Ontology annotation, molecular function: NADP binding; dihydrofolate reductase activity. The transcript is spliced from 6 exons. Bases 477 to 1040 code for a protein of 187 amino acids. NCBI's taxonomy places the organism in Eukaryota, Metazoa, Chordata, Mammalia, Rodentia, Muridae. The record is from RefSeq and is marked validated.
AGGACGCGCUGGAUCUUAGGCUUCCCGCAGACCUGAAGAACCGGCUUAGAACCGUUUGCCUCCCCGGGCCUGGGCCGGCGGCAGUAGAGCCUCCCGACGCGGAUUUCCCGCGGGGCAUUGCAGUGUGCAGAAGAGCCGGCCUGCUAGGAGCGCGAGCGCGCGGCCGCACUUUCUCGCGCCUGCGCGCGCGCACGCCUCAACCUGUGCGGGACCGGCCUUGGGGGCGGAGCCUUAGCUACACAAAUAGAAUGCGCGGCGGGCCUUGGUGGGGGCGGGGCCUUAGCUGCACAAAUAGGAUGCGCGGCGGGCCUUGGUAGGGGCGGAGCCUUAGCUGCACAAAUAGGAUGCGCGGCGGGCCUUGGUGGGGGCGGGGCCUAAGCUGCGCAAGUGGUACACAGCUCAGGGCUGCGAUUUCGCGCCAAACUUGACGGCAAUCCUAGCGUGAAGGCUGGUAGGAUUUUAUCCCCGCUGCCAUCAUGGUUCGACCAUUGAACUGCAUCGUCGCCGUGUCCCAAAAUAUGGGGAUUGGCAAGAACGGAGACCUACCCUGGCCUCCGCUCAGGAACGAGUUCAAGUACUUCCAAAGAAUGACCACAACCUCUUCAGUGGAAGGUAAACAGAAUCUGGUGAUUAUGGGUAGGAAAACCUGGUUCUCCAUUCCUGAGAAGAAUCGACCUUUAAAGGACAGAAUUAAUAUAGUUCUCAGUAGAGAACUCAAAGAACCACCACGAGGAGCUCAUUUUCUUGCCAAAAGUUUGGAUGAUGCCUUAAGACUUAUUGAACAACCGGAAUUGGCAAGUAAAGUAGACAUGGUUUGGAUAGUCGGAGGCAGUUCUGUUUACCAGGAAGCCAUGAAUCAACCAGGCCACCUCAGACUCUUUGUGACAAGGAUCAUGCAGGAAUUUGAAAGUGACACGUUUUUCCCAGAAAUUGAUUUGGGGAAAUAUAAACUUCUCCCAGAAUACCCAGGCGUCCUCUCUGAGGUCCAGGAGGAAAAAGGCAUCAAGUAUAAGUUUGAAGUCUACGAGAAGAAAGACUAACAGGAAGAUGCUUUCAAGUUCUCUGCUCCCCUCCUAAAGCUAUGCAUUUUUAUAAGACCAUGGGACUUUUGCUGGCUUUAGAUCUAUGAGUAAUUAUUUCUUUAGGGAGGGGUAGUUGGAAGAAUUGUUUGUUUUGUGAUCCUGGGGAUGGAACCUAAGACCCAGUGCGUGCUGAGCAAAUGCUAUACUGCUGAGCCACCCCAACCCUAGCCCCUAUAUAAUUCUAAACAAUAUGUUGUCAUUUCCCAGUAAUCUAACAAGGUUAUAGUAAAAGUGCCUUAAGAAAUGUCACUUGCUAUAAAGGUCUCAGUGCCCCUCCCAUGAGACCUCAAGUGGCUCCCCAGCAUAUGCACAGGGUACUGUGUGUACAAGAGACCCCAGUGAUGUAGAGCCCCUGGAGCAUGAGCAGAUGUGUGGGCUCAUAAAAGUAGGAGCUAGGCAGGUAAGUCCAAAGGGCAGAAACAGGUUUUAAACAGCAGAGCUGGAACUCAGACUAUAAAGAAAAUUCCAUCAAAGUAGAGACUGGAUUAUUGUAUGCACAUCACACUUGCAGCAAAGCUCUGCUCACUCAGACAGAAAAUCAGUAAAUGGAGAACUCCAUUGUGUUCCAUGGAGACGAGAGCAGGUGGAAGAUUAUGUAAGAUCUGAAACACUGAAAUUGUCUGCUUCUCAUCUUCAGUGAGAUUCCAAAGGAUAGUACAGUGACAGAACAAGAAUAGGCACUCUCUACAAAAAAAAGAAAGAAAAAACUAAGUAAUAGCAAGCAUAAUAGCUACUGUUAAGAACUCAGAGAUAAUGAAUUGAGAAUGGAUACUGCUUGAAAUGAAAAUUUAAUAAGUUAGAAACUAAACUUUAUAAAAAUAAAAAAAUGAGCAUUAAAAUGGCUUUCCUCAUCUCAGCAGGGUUUCAGAUCAUCAGGUCAGAGAAAGUAUUUCUGCCUGGCCUUGUAAAUUAGUAUGGUCUUUUUUUAUCUUUUACUUGACAAUUUCCUACAUGUUUACGAUGUGUCUUAAUCAUACCAGGUCCUCAUCCCCACUCCCCCACUACCUUUGUAUCUUCUUUCUCUUUUCAUAACCUUCUGAAACCAGUCAUUGCUUUCUUCAUGUUCCUGCAUGUGUGCUGUCCACUGGAGUACGGGCAGCCUGCCAGUGGACACACACACACACACACACACACACACACACACACACACACACAGAGCCAUCAGUUACCAAUAGCUCUUCAGCUGGGUGCAGUCUUAGGAGCCUCUCCUCCAUCCAAGCUAGAAUAUGGGUCUGCAGAUCACCACAGCUGCUGUGAGCUUGUGAGUGUGGUGUCCAUGCCAUGUCCAGAAGGCAGCAUUAUAUAUACAUGGCCCUAUUCCCCAGGCUUCAGGCCUUCAUUCUUUCCACCACUUCUUCAGUGCUCCCUGAGCCUUAGACAAGUCUACUGAUAGAAAUGGUCUGUUCAGAGCUGAAUAGUAAACAGUCACUUAGUCUCUACACUUUGAUCAGCCUUGUGUCUGUAAGCUGGAUGCUCUCUACUGAAAAAAAAAAAAAAAAAAACAGAACUUCUUCUCCAACCAGGGUUAAGAGCACUAAUACAGGGUAUAAACACAGGUAUUUAGAAAGCACUCUGAAAACCUAGCCAUUUAACAAAGCAGCAGUAGUAGGUUUGUCCUUAGAACCCAUGACUUCCACACCACAGGCAUUUGACCAGUUUUGCAGUACUAGACAUGAAUUGUCUCCUAUAGAGCCGGCCUCAAAUCCAACUAGGAAGCAUUGACAGGCAUGCCAUUGUUGUUCAGUAGAAACUGUAACAUGCAGGGCCUACCACCAACUAAGUCCAUAAAAGCUUUUCUCCCUGGUGAUGUGCUCGGCACCUUCUGGCGCUGAAAACUGUCCAGUGAAGGAGGAAGUUUCCAGGCAGCUCCAGAUUGAUUCUCUAUGUCCUGCAAGUAAAUGUGUUGUAAAUGUGCCUUCAACAGUAGGGGCUUGUCAUCUGGCUACGACAGGCAACCAAGAGCGAUGGCAAAAGAUGUGUUGUUUUGGGAGCCUCCUUAACUAGUUACUUUUAAGGGUGCCCCACACCUGGCACUGAGAGUUUCAUUUAAUAACCUAGGUCUUCAUUUAGUAAGCAUUGUCCACCAGUGUGUAGGAUGCCUCCAUUCAAACUUUUUUCUUUAGUUAUAAUUACCUGAUAACCAUGAACAAAGAGAUGAACUCAAAGAGGCAGAGAGUCUGCUGAGCUAGCCCAUGAAGCAGGUGAGCCAGUUUGUGUUAUGUAGCAGUUUCCUCUAAGGUCAAAACCUGUCUUAGAAGGAAGCUGUUUUGACAUAAGACGGUAUAGAGGAGCUAGAAGAAGAGAAUAUUCUAAGGGAAGCUGGGAACUUCCUUAAGCUCAGCAAAUACACAACUUAGAAGAUCUUAAAAUUGACCAGGUACACUAGACUCCUCCCUCCCCAAGCAUAGAUAAGCAAUGAUUGCCGAGGGGCUCUGAGACACGCUGAGCUGUCUAGAAGACCAACUGAGCCUCCUGGCAAAGCAGAGACCAGCAGAGCUGUCUGAAGGAGGCUUGGACCUACCGAACUCCCUAGAAAGAGCACUGGAACCUGUUGAGCUGCCUGUAGGUUGUCUAAUACACUCCAGGUUUCCUGAGCUGUGACUCUGCUGGAACGGGCUUUUGGUGAUGCAAUUUUGAUGGUCUCCUUCCUUUGAACGUCCAUAUCUGGGGUUAACAGACAUUUGCUCCUGUCUCUCCAGGAGGUGUGUUAUACAAUGAUUUGGAUCCCUGGUGCUCAGGCAGAGGCAAGUACAGUAGCAUAUGUUUGUAACCCUGGCAGUGGUGUGGUAUGGGAGAGACUGGCAGUGUAUUUGCAAGCCAGACUGACCCAAGAAAGAAAGAAAAAAUUUAAUUGUUUCAGCAUCUUUUAAAUUUGGAAAAAAGCAUAAAUGUCAAAGAAAUAAUUACUAUGUCUAUAAAAUACAAUAUUUGCAGCACUUGAAAAGGAUGUGGCCCUAACAGGAAAGUUCUUCAGGAAAAGAAACACACACACAAAAUCUAGUAUUAGUAUGUCUAAGAGUAAUAUAUAUUAAAAAUAGUUGACAAUAUCAGACUUAGUGUUAUUUUCUGUUUGUCUUCUAUGAUUAGGAUUUUUUGGAAACUUUUAUAGAGAAAUUAUUUAAACUAUUAAGUCACAGCCUUUGUUUUCAACAGGAAAAUGAGGGUAUAGAGCAUUGAGAGGAAAAAUGAUUUUCCAAAAGUCAUCCAUCAAGAGAGAGAGACCAGACCAUACAAAAGAAAAAAGUCAAUUCUAUAGAACAGUUGCACAUCAAAUAAAGCAAUAGCGCUUUCUUGCAAUGAACAUAACCUGAAAGCCACCAAUAUCCAGAAUUUGUAGGACUCAGUGACUCAGUCAGAAAAAGAAACAAGUUAUUUACAGAGGAAAUUGAAGUGGCCAAUGCAGAGCUGAACCUUCUACCAGAAAGGAGAGAGGCAGGGGAGGAAAUUACAUGUGCCAGUCUCACCAUCUUUAGACUAAAAUGUUGACAUCUCCCAGAGCUAGGGAUGCUAUGCUCAGCACGCAGCAGUUUCACUGUGGAUAAGACCAAGAGAACACCUCAUACAUGCCAAAACGAAAGACAAAAGCACCCUGGAAAUCUAGACACAAGGAAAUUGUCGUCUGGCUAUUUUAGUAUGAGUUCUCUCCAAUGUGUAUUCUGAAACAAUUCAGUGAAAGUGGUGUGUGUGGUAGGAUGCACCAGAAAGCACAGUUGGGAUAUGGGAAAACAAGAAACCUAGUUCAAGGUCAUUAAGCAGAUUCCCAUUGACAACCCGGGAAACUGAGGGAGGAAGAAAGCUGGAGUGUGUAGAUCCUGAUCGUUGUUUGCACGAUGUUCCACACUGCCAGCUUGUUGCUCUGUGUAAACCGGACACACUCCAACUGCCAAGGUCCCAAGCUGCUAACAUAAAUGCAAAGAAUACGAAACACUAGCAAUUCCAUGUUUCUGCUACUUUCUACAUAAAAAAAAGUGCACAGCCCAGUAAUUUAUUUGAAAUAUAAUAUCCAUCAGGGUGAGGGUAAGGGUGAUAAUCAUAGCUUCCACCAAAGCAUUGUGUAUACUGAAAAGGAGACAUGAUACGUUUUUGUGUUAGAAGGCGAGGUUUCAGGUGGGCUUUGAAUUUGGUUUGACUGAGACUCAUUGAGUUUGAGGUGUCUUUAGGAAAGGAAGAAAGAAGGGAACAAAAAAUAAAAAGCAAUGGAAACAUGC